UAGGAUAGGCAAUUAGUUUCCCUAUCUAUUUUUAGCCAGCCGGUUGUGGCAUCUUUUUCGGGCUAGUCUCUGUAUCUAGCCGCCUGUCGCUCUGUGUGAGCUGCAUUUAUCCUUUGCUUUUUGUUUGGCUGGAGACUGUGGAACCUUGUUGGCACCUUUUGUUAUUUGGUUAAUAAGAUGGCCGUAUGCAUCGUUCUGAUGCAGAGACCGGGGAGAUCCCCCUUUUCAAAAAAAAAAUAGUUCCCAAUUUAGAGAAUACUCCCAAGUGUGGGUUUAUGUGUCCCAGACAUUUGAUUUGAAGAAAAUUGGCAAUUCUAUAAUAUCACAACUAUCACAGAAAGAGAAUGAGAGUGGGUACACUGGAAAGCAGAUGAUCCAUAAUUCCCUUCAAAAGCUCAUUGCCAAUAAGAAUAUACUGAUUGUUUUAGAUGACCUAUGGGAAGAUAACAAUUCUCAUUUGGAAGAGUUGAUGGGUUUGUUAAAGGUUGAAGAGAGUGGCAAGGUGGUUGUUAUAGUUACCACACGCUAUGAGGUCAUUGCAAAGAAAAUUUGUACAAUUCAACCUCACAAAUUAGUACCACUAACAGAUGACCAGUGUUGGAAUAUCAUAAAGGAAAAGAGUGACUUUGAAUUGAGAGAUGACAAAGAAGAGUUGCAUCACAUAGGCCAGGACAUCGCAAGUAAGUGUCGAGGCGUGGCUUUAGCAGCGCAAUCGCUUGGACACAUGUUGCAUUCUCUCUCCUUUGAUGAAUGGGAGUCGGUGAGAAACAGUGAUUUCUGGAAUUUAUCUGAUUCAGAAGAUACAAGCUUGACACAUGCGCUUGCAUCAUUGAAGUUAAGCUAUAGUGUUAUGCCUUCGUAUUUGAAGAUAUGUUUUGCCUAUUGUGAGAUUUUCCCAAAAGGUUACAAGAUAGUUAAAGAUGACCUGAUCCAUCAGUGGAUUUCUCUGGGUUUCAUCAAGGCAACAAACAAUUUAUCCACUUGGCAGCUUGGUGAGAAAUGCAUUAGGCAACUUUUGGGCCUGUCCUUCCUUGAACAUUCAAAGUCAGCACUGACUACAGGAAUGGAUUAUGAAAAUGAUAGAUUGUUCACCAUGCACGAUUUGGUGCACGAUCUAGCAAGAUUGGUCAUGGUCGAUGAAGUACAUGUUGCUAGCAAACAAGGCAACACAGGGGGAGGUUGCUGCCACUUUGCAUUGCUAAAUGAUUGUUCCAAGCCAUUGGAGUCAUCCAAGAUAAGGGCACUUCGUUUUAUGGAGUGUGACAAAAGUGAACUUCAUGACGCUGCCUUUUCAUCUGCUAAGUCCAUGCGUGUCUUGGACUUAAGCGAGUGCUCCAUGCAUAAAUUUCCAGAUUCUAUUCACGUGUUGAAGCAGUUGAGAUAUCUUAGUGCUCCAAGAAUCCAUGAUGCAGAGAUUCCGGAUAGUAUCACCAAGCUUUCAAAAUUAAUUUAUCUGAACCUUCAUGGAUCUCCUAAAAUCUUAGCAUUACCAAAGUCAAUUGGAGAAAUUGAGGGUCUAAUGUAUCUUGAUUUGGCGGGUUGUUCAAGAAUUGAAGAACUGCCUGAAUCUUUUAGCAGGCUAAAAGAAUUGGUGCAUCUAGAUUUAUCAAAUUGCUAUGGUGUUCGAGGUAUAUCGGUGUUCCUAGGGAGCCUCACACAACUGCAGUAUUUGAACUUAUCAUACUGCCCAAAUAUCGGAGAGAUACCUGAAGAUCUAAGUGGUCUAUCCAAAUUGCAGUAUUUGAACUUAUCAUUCAGCUCAUAUGUUCAAUGUUGCGAAGAAGCAGAAUUUUUGGGGGCCUUUACCAAACUCGAGUACUUAAACUUAUCUUCAGACCAUUCUGUACUUCAAAAGCUCCCUGAAGCUUUGGGCAGAUUCAUUCAACUCAAGUACUUAAACUUAUCUGGUUGUCGAGAUAUGACAACAUUGCCAAUGUUUCCUGGGAGUCUAAAAAAUUUGGCGCAUCUUGAUUUAUCACAUUGUUAUAGUAUUUAUCGUCUUCAAGAGGCUUUGGUGGGUCUUACCAAUCUGAGAUAUUUGAACUUAAAAGAUACAUGUUUGAAACCACAACUAGAAUAUGAUGAUACCAAAUAUCAUAGGAAGAGAUCAUGUUUACUUGGUUCACCAUUGGAAAAAAAUCAUUAUGGGAAUUACUUUCAAAGUCUGAUCAACCAUUUAGGCAAUAAUCUUUCUGAUCUAGAGCAUUUGGACUUGUCUUAUAAUCAUUCUCUUGAAAGCAUACCUGAAAGUAUUUGUCGCAUGAGAAAGCUGCAUACAUUGGAUCUUUCGGAAUGCAUACUUCUUGCAAAGAUACCAGAAAGUAUACACACACUUGGUAGUUUGAAGUUUCUUUAUUUGAAGGGAUGUGACCUUCUUUCCAGAAUACCUCAUCUUGGUGGUAGUACAGUAUCAUUACCAUACUUUGUGGUGCGUGCUGGUGAUGAUGAUGAAUCUAGCAGCAACCUUGUCCUGCUACAAUCCACAGAUCCUGUUGAGCUGCAGAUAUCUGAACUUGAAAAUGUGAAGUCCCCAGGAGAGGCAGAUCGUAUCAAAUUAGUGGAAAAGCAUAGCCUCAAGGACUUGAAAUUGGAGUGGACUAGAGGUGUUGAGAGAUUUGUCUAUGACAAAAUGUUGCUGAAAAAUCUAGUGCCACCAAGCACAUUGAAGAAAUUGGAGAUAUGUGGUUACAAUGGUGUCAGCUUUCCUGCGUGGCUGGUGGGCCAACUACCAAACCUAGUCUCGUUGGUUCUCAGAGAUAUGGCAAACGUGGAAGAGUGGAACACGUCAUACUCAAGUGAUGAGGAGCAUGUGAUUCAAAUAUUGGAAAUACAUGGUUGCCCCAUGUUAAGGAUGAAACGGCCUCUGCUUAAAGCUAAAUCAUGGGUGAUAUCACACAGUGAUAAUGUGUUAUCAUCACUGGAUGAGUGCACUGUGUCACACGCCAGUGUUUCCUCCUCCACUUCUCCAAUAACUACUGUGUUGUCAGUUAAAUACUGUAAGGGGCCUCAUCGGUGGAGGUUGCUUCAACACUUCAUCGGACUAUCUUCUUUGUCAAUUCACAAUUGUGGUGAUCUAACCGGCUCACCAGAGAUCACCCAUCAUCUAUCGUCUUUGGAAGCACUAUGCCUAGAAGACGAACACAUGGAAGAACUGCCAAAAUGGUUGGGUGAGCUCGCAUCUCUACAAAGUCUGGAAAUAAGGUGGAGCAAUGGUGUAACAGAGUUUAAUGAGACCAUGAGGCAACUCACAAUGCUGCAGUCACUAAACUUGUCCUAUUGCCACAAUUUAUCACUGCCACAUUGGUUAGGCGAACUAACCUCUCUCAAGGAACUUGUUGUGUGUUCCAAUGAUGUCUUGAGGUCUUUACCCGAAAGCAUACAACAACUAACCGACCUUCAGAAAAUAAAAAUUAGCAACUGCCCUAAAUUAGAGCAUGUAGUUAAUGAAUCAUUGGAGGGAAUGAUGAAGCGCACUCACAACCAAGAAACGGUAUGCGUCCUGCCUGCCUCUCUCAAGGAACUUACUAUCCAUAUAUGUCAUGGUAUCAAGUCAUUGCCUGAGGGCAUACAUCAACUCACCAACCUCAAAAACCUAGAGAUUGAUGAAUGCUAUUACCUUUAUCAGUGGUGUAAACUAGAGGAGAGCAAGAAGCUUGCUCACAUACAAAAUAAGCAUGGAAGUAGUGCUCAAAAUUUCCCAGAGAGCCUGGAGGCUGCAACAUCUAUACUGUUCUAUAGAACUACUACAUGCUUCCAGACUUUCAGAGCACACCCUGUUGAACUUGGCCCCCAUCUUCUGACGCUGCCCAAGUCCAGGGUUUUGUUGUAA
Molecule: messenger RNA, 3829 nt
Organism: Triticum urartu
Lineage: Eukaryota; Viridiplantae; Streptophyta; Magnoliopsida; Poales; Poaceae
Source: RefSeq, a predicted model, not a curated record